ACGUAGCGAGUUCAUAAGAAAACAAAUCUUUGGCGUUAGGGGGUGGGGCCUCGAGUGCGCUGGCUCCGCCCCCUGGCGGUCGGCUAGGCGGCUGCAUUCGACGCACUGGCUCAGAAGAGACCCCGCCCGUCGAGGAGGAGGGAGGGCCGCCAGUGUCGACAUGCUGCUGGAGGAGGUCCGCGCCGGCGACCUGCUGAGCGGGGCCGCGGCCCGGGGCGACGUGCAGGAGGUGCGCCGCCUUCUGCACCGCGAGCUGGUGCACCCCGACGUCCUGAACCGCUUCGGCAAGACUGCACUACAGGUCAUGAUGUUUGGUAGCCCCACCAUUGCCCUGGAGCUCCUGAAGCAAGGUGCCAGCCCGAAUGUCCAGGACGCCUCCGGUACCACUCCAGCCCAUGAUGCAGCCCGCACUGGAUUCCUAGACACCCUGAAGGUUUUGGUAGAGCAUGGCGCUGAUAUCAACGCACCUGAUGACACUGGGGCACUCCCCAUCCAUCUGGCGGUGCUAGAGGGCCACAGAGCUGUGGUCAGUUUCCUAGCUGCUGAGUCUGAUCUCCAUCAUAGGGAUGCAAGAGGGCUCACACCCCUUGAGCUGGCACGGAGAAGAGGGGCUCAGGAUCUCAUGGGCAUACUGCAGGGACACACGGUGGCACCGCUGUGACCUGGGGCCACCCACUCCAGCAACAGGACCCAGCUGGGUUCUAUGUCAGAAAAGGAGGAAAGAAACACUUUCUCUUCUCACUCCUCCUGCCCACUGCCAAAGGUGGAGGGGCACCAGUUUGUGGCUUGUUGGUGUUGAUUUGGGGGGAGGGUGUCUAUGGGGGGCAUUUCUCAUUUGUUUUUGUCACCCCUUUUGGUGUGUUGGGCAAAGAAGGGCUCCUGCAGGCAACAGCCACCUAAACGGUUCAGUUUCCUUCAAGUCCCAUACUGCUGGGGCUGCAGAUGAGUCCCAAGGGCAGAACAUUUAAAGCUUCAGCCCCGGAGUGAGGUCAUCGCUUCCAGGGCUCCUGGAACCUGGUGACUUUGGCUGUGUACCCAGAGAGAGACCUCAAGUGUACACACUGCUUUCAAGCAUGGGGGGAGGGGGGGAGUUCCAAAUGAAUAAAAGGGUAGUAUGAGUUCAUAUUUUGUUGGAAACUUGUUUUCCAGUCUCUUGUACAAUGUUAAGAAAAGAUUCUAUUUAUUAAGCUUUAUGGAAAAAAGUUGUGUGUGAUAAUUUAAUGCUUUUACCCAUUAAAUUAAGACUUGUGCAUGAUCACA
Hipposideros armiger (great roundleaf bat) is the source of this 1260-nucleotide messenger RNA. It is a transcript of the gene CDKN2D, whose product is annotated as cyclin dependent kinase inhibitor 2D. The transcript is spliced from 3 exons. Gene Ontology annotation, molecular function: protein binding. The coding region runs from base 161 to 661 and encodes 166 amino acids. The record is from RefSeq and is a predicted model, not a curated record. Gene Ontology annotation, cellular component: nucleus. NCBI's taxonomy places the organism in Eukaryota, Metazoa, Chordata, Mammalia, Chiroptera, Hipposideridae.